AUGGAAUUUUACGAGGAGGUCUUCAAAUUCACAUUUUGUAAGUACUUCUUCAAAGGAAAGUGCACACGCGGUAGUGCAUGCACCUUCGCCCACGGGAUUGAGGAGUUGCGCGAACGGCCGCAGCUGAGCAAAACUCGCAUCUGCGAGAAGUGGCGACAGGGUUUGUGCGAGCACGUCAACUCCGAGGACUGCAAGUUUGCUCACGGAAAGGAAGACUUGAGAAUUGCAAAGCCUGGCAUUUGCGACCUUCACCGACAGGGUGAGUUACAAACAGCUGCUUCCUUCGUCUGCACAUCUUUCGUGUUUCUCUAG
Toxoplasma gondii ME49 is the source of this 312-nucleotide messenger RNA. Its product is annotated as zinc finger (CCCH type) motif-containing protein. Lineage: Eukaryota; Apicomplexa; Conoidasida; Eucoccidiorida; Sarcocystidae. The record is from RefSeq and is a predicted model, not a curated record. Gene Ontology annotation, molecular function: metal ion binding; mRNA binding. The transcript has 2 exons. The coding region runs from base 1 to 312 and encodes 103 amino acids.